AUGGUGGCCCGCAUUCCCGCUUUAGCGUUGGUCAUGAUGUGUCAAGGCGUCCUGCUCUCAGACCCACCUCAGUCGCGUCGGGAGAUCCGCAUCGAGGGCGACCUGGUGCUCGGCGGACUGUUCCCAGUGCACGAGAAGGGAGCUGGGAUGGAGGAGUGUGGCCGUGUGAACGAGGACAGAGGGAUCCAGAGGCUGGAGGCCAUGCUGUUCGCCAUAGACAGAAUCAACAUGGACAACACUUUACUGCCAGGUGUCUCCCUCGGGGUCCACAUCCUAGACACCUGCUCCAGGGAUACAUAUGCACUGGAGCAGACACUGGAGUUUGUUUUAAGUGAGCUUUGUGCUGCAAAUGGUUGGUUUUACAUACGAACUUUUGGAAUUAUUUCACCUGAUUUGUAUCUCAUUUUGCUGUAUCUCUCCCUUCAGGUUGCCAAUCUUCUCAGGCUCUUUCAGAUCCCUCAGAUAAGCUAUGCCUCAACGAGUGCCAAGCUAAGUGAUAAGACGCGCUACGAUUACUUCGCCCGCACCGUGCCCCCUGACUUCUACCAGGCCAAAGCCAUGGCCGAGAUCCUGCGCUUCUUCAACUGGACGUACGUGUCCACCGUGGCAUCGGAGGGCGAUUAUGGUGAAACUGGCAUAGAGGCCUUUGAACAAGAGGCCCGCAUGAGGAACAUCUGCAUUGCCACUUCAGAAAAGGUGGGGCGUUCUAAUGCGAAGAAGUCCUAUGAAGCUGUGAUCCGCCAGCUUCUCCAGAAGCCAAAUGCCCGUGUGGCCGUCCUUUUCCUUCGUAGCGACGAUGCCAGAGAGCUGCUGGCAGCUGCUGCUCGGCUAAACACCUCCUUCAUCUGGGUGGCCAGCGAUGGCUGGGGUGCACAGGAAAGCAUUGUCAAGGGAAAUGAGGUCACCGCCGAAGGAGCCAUCACACUUGAGCUGGCAGCCAACCCCAUAGCAGAAUUCAACCGCUACUUCCUCAGUCUGAACCCUGUCAAAAACCAUCGUAAUCCCUGGUACAAGGAAUUCUGGGAGCAGCGGUUCCAGUGCUCCUUGGGGCCAGUAAAUUUGGGACUGGGAGAGACACCUCCUCCACCAUGUGACAAGGACUUGUCAAUGGACAAGAGUUCCUUUGAACCAGAGUCCAAGAUCAUGUUUGUGGUGAACGCGGUGUACGCCAUGGCUCAUGCCCUCCAUUAUAUGCAACGGAGCCUGUGCUUCAACACCACCAAGCUGUGUGACAGCAUGAAGGCUUUGGACGGGCGCAGACUCUACAGGGAUUACAUCCUUAAUGUCAGUUUCACAGCGCCUUUCUCUCCUCCUGGCAGUGAGACAGUAGUGAAGUUUGACACCCAGGGGGACGGCAUGGGCCGAUACAACAUCUUCAGCUACCAGCGCUCUGGCGAUCGUUAUGGUUACGUGCCGGUGGGCGAAUGGGCAGAGAGCCUGAGUCUGAGCAGCGAUCUGAUUCGCUGGCCAAGAGACGUGGUGCCCACCUCGCAGUGCAGCGACCCCUGCGAACGCAACGAGAUGAAGAAAAUGCAGGCAGGUGAGUACUGCUGCUGGAUUUGUACAGCCUGUGAGCCUCAUGAAUACCUGGCUGAUGAGUUCACCUGCUCGCCCUGCGCUCCUGGCCAGUGGCCCACCGAUGACCUGACCUCCUGCUACGACCUUCCUGAGGACUACAUUAUGUGGGAAGACGCCUGGGCCAUUGGUCCAAUUACCAUCGCCUGUGUAGGCUUCAUGUGCACCGGCCUGGUGUUCUGGGUGUUUAUCAGACACAACAACACACCGCUGGUGAAAGCAUCAGGCAGAGAGCUGUGUUACAUCCUCCUCUCGGGAGUCUUCAUGUCCUACGCCAUGACUUUCCUCUUUUUGGCCAAACCCUCUCCUGCCAUCUGUGCCCUGCGGCGCCUCGGCCUGGGCACAUCAUUUGCUGUCUGCUACUCCGCCCUUCUUACCAAAACCAACAGAAUCGCCAGGAUUUUCAAUGGCGUGAAAGACGGAGCCGGUGCAGUAAGGCCACGCUUCAUUAGUCCAUCCUCUCAGGUUUUCAUCUGUCUGAGCCUAAUCUCCGUCCAGUUAGUGAUGGUGUCAGUUUGGCUGCUGCUGGAGGUUCCCGGGACGCGGCGCUUCACGUUGCCCGAGCGACGGCAGACUGUCAUCCUCAAGUGUAACGUACGCGACUCCAGCAUGCUGCUGUCGCUGGGAUAUGAUGUGCUCCUGGUCAUCCUGUGUACUGUGUAUGCCUUCAAGACCAGGAAGUGCCCUGAGAACUUCAAUGAGGCCAAGUUUAUCGGAUUCACCAUGUACACCACCUGUAUAAUUUGGCUGGCCUUUCUUCCCAUCUUCUACGUUACAUCUAGUGACUACAGGGUCCAGACCACUACCAUGUGCAUCUCAGUCAGCCUGAGCGGCUUCGUGGUUCUGGGCUGCAUGUUUGCUCCCAAGGUCCACAUCAUCAUGUUUCAGCCCCAGAAGAAUGUGACCAGUCACAGGCUUAACCUGAACCGCUUCAGUGUCAGCGGGGCUGCGACCACAUACGCAUCUCAUGCUUCUGUCAGCGCCCACUACGUCCCUACUGUGUGCAACGGGAGAGAAAUUGUCGACUCCACCACUUCCUCCCUGUGA
Stegastes partitus (bicolor damselfish) is the source of this 2622-nucleotide messenger RNA. RefSeq names its product glutamate receptor, metabotropic 3 (gene grm3). Lineage: Eukaryota; Metazoa; Chordata; Actinopteri; Pomacentridae. The coding region runs from base 1 to 2622 and encodes 873 amino acids. Gene Ontology annotation, biological process: G protein-coupled receptor signaling pathway. Gene Ontology annotation, molecular function: G protein-coupled receptor activity. Gene Ontology annotation, cellular component: membrane. The transcript is spliced from 11 exons. The record is from RefSeq and is a predicted model, not a curated record.